AUAAAAAUCCCCCCAAAAGGGAUCCCGCUUUUAGAGUUGUUUGAAAAAAAGAUGCAUGAAGAGCCAAGUGCUGAUAUUCUGGCCAAGUUACGAGCUUCUGAGAGCAAGAGCCUGAAAGGACGACUGUUAACCCCCUCCUCUCGGGAGCAGUGAGCUGGGUCGCUGCUGGCUGGCGCUGCCUGCAAAGCUCAUCGCCCCUCGGAGUGAGCGGCCAGCCUGAGGGGACUGCAGACAUCUGCAGCAAAAACGAUGACGGUCUGAAACAGGCGCCAGCGCCAGCCUCCAGCUUCGGCUGUCACCUCAGACCUGACUACUUGAUAGAGCUGCAGUAUUUCAGCUCCGACAGAUUUGAAUGUGUUUCUGGGCAGAGAAGCAAAGCUAACGAGGGAAGAGAUCCAAAGACAUUGGGUAUUUAUCAAACUUCUAUUUCCUGACUGUGUGCAAAGAGGAAACUCAACUUCAAUUUUCUGUCAAGGCACCGGGUCCAGCCACCUACCUGAAGGUAUGAAGACUGUGCUUUUUCUCCUAUCCAUUGUGGGAACCACAGCUGCAGUCCCGACAAAUGCAAGGUUCCUGUCUGAUCAUUCCAAACCAACUGCUGAUUCCCUGAGUUCCAUCCAGCAGGCUGAAGUGUUAGUAACAUCAGACACCACUGCAGUCCCUGUUGUCAGGGCUGAAGAUGCAGAAAAGGAAAAGGAAACAGUAGUAUCUGUAGAAGACCAUCCCAAUCAUAAGGCUGAAAAAUCUUCAAUACUGAAGUCAAAGGAGGAAAAUCAUGACCAGUCAGCAGAUCAGGACCAGAGUUACACCCAAGAGCAGGGAUUACAGGAUCAAGAAGAAAGUGAAAGUGACUUAAGUGAGAACUUGGCGUAUACACCACCUGCAGGUACAUCGGACCUAAGAGAAGAUAUGAGUGAGCCUCAAAAGAAAAAGCUUCCAGAGAACAUUGAUUUCCUUGCUCCUGAUGUUAGUUCCACUAUACAUUCUACCCAACAAGAAAGCAUCACAAAGACAGAGAAAAACCAAGAACAACCUAUAAAUGAUUCACAUCCUCAGUUGAGCCAGAGCAGCAAACAUAGCCAAGACCUAAAGGAUCAAGAAAACCAAGAGCUGGAUGCAAAUAUUCCCAAUGGAGAAGAGGAAGAGGAAAAAGAGCCAGGUGACAUUGGUACCCACAGUGAUAGCCAAGAAAAGGAGAGAGAAUUUCCCAAGGAGCAUUCUAACAGCAACCAGGAGGAAGAUAGUACCAAAUCUGAUGAUAUUUUGGAAGAGUUCAAUCAACCAACUCAAGUAAGCAAGAUGCAGAAAGAUGAAUUUGAGCAGAGUAACCAAGAACAAGAAGAGGAUAACUCCAAUGCAGAAAUGGAAGAGGAAACUGCAUCAAAAAUCAGUAAGCACAAUCAAGAUACUGAAUGGCAGAACCAAAAGGGAAAACCUGACCUUGAAGUUAUCAGGAACCACAAGGAGAUGGUUAAAAAGGCCAUUUCUGAGGCUUUGCUUGUGGAACCUACUGAUGAUGGUGACAUCAUGCCCGGUCAUGACAUGGCUGGUGAUGAUGGCGAUGAUGACCCCAGACACAAUGCAAGUGAUGCUGACUACUUCUCCACAGGGGAGGCCUUCAGAGAGGCUGAAAGAGCUCAGACCAUUUCCUACCACCUCAAAUAUGAGGAGGAAAGAGAAAGAACACGUCAGAAUGAGAAUGCAGAAGCCACUGAACAUGGAGACUACCAAGGGGCCAAGAAAGCAGAGAGCUCACUGAAUGAAGAUGAAAGUUCAAGUGAAGGCAACAUGAAGGUACACAGCACUGGUGAGCAUGGACAAGAUUCUUGCCUGCACUUCCAGUGUAAAAGAGGACACAUGUGUAAGGCUGACCAACAGGGAAAACCCCACUGUGUUUGCCAAGAUCCAGUGACCUGUCCUCCUACAAAGCUCCUUGACCAAGUUUGUGGCACUGACAAUCAAACCUAUGCUAGCUCCUGUCACCUGUUUGCCACUAAAUGCAAACUGGAGGGCACAAAAAAGGGGCACCAACUGCAGCUGGAUUAUUUUGGAGCCUGCAAAUCUAUUCCUGUUUGCACGGACUUUGAAGUGACUCAGUUUCCUUUAAGGAUGAGAGACUGGCUCAAGAAUAUCCUCAUACAGCUUUAUGAACCUAACCCUGAACACCCUGGGCAUCUAAAUGAGAAGCAGAGAAAUAAAGUCAAGAAAAUUUACCUGGAUGAAAAGAGGCUGUUGGCUGGGAACCAUUCCAUUGACCUUCUGUUAAGGGACUUCAAGAAGAACUACCACAUGUAUGUGUAUCCUGUGCACUGGCAGUUUAGUGAACUGGACCAACAUCCAAUGGACAGAGCCUUGACACAUUCCGAGCUCGCUCCCUUGCGAGCCUCUCUGGUGCCCAUGGAACACUGCAUCACUCGCUUCUUUGAGGAAUGUGACCCCAACAAGGACAAGCACAUCACUCUGAAGGAGUGGGGCCACUGCUUUGGAAUUAAAGAAGAAGACGUAGAUGAAAAUCUCCUGUUUUGAAUUAAGAUUUGAAAGAACUCAAAUGUUUCGCCAUCUUCUCUGUUAUGACCACUUCUGAAAUAUAUGCAGCAUGAUACUCGUAGAUUUCUAUUUAGCAAAAUGUUUGCAUGUCCAAGAAGAUAAUGAGAAUAAUUACUUGGUAACAGCGUGUGCAUCAAGCAUUUAACAUUAACUUUGGAAAUAAAACUUUAAAAUCAAUAUGCAAAAUACUGUAUGCUGUUUGUGAACAGAAGUUUAACCCACCACUCUCUUCAUCCAUUUAUGAUACUAAUUAUAAAGCUUGAAAAAUUAUACAGUCAUUUGUCCAUAAGAUCAUCUGCAUUUCAAGAAAAUGAAUAAUGCUCUUUUACUGUUAAUGUCUAUCAUUUUCAAUAUCUUAAUAUCCUAAUAAAACUCCAUAAAAAUCCAAA
Molecule: messenger RNA, 2936 nt
Organism: Manis javanica (Malayan pangolin)
Lineage: Eukaryota; Metazoa; Chordata; Mammalia; Pholidota; Manidae
Gene: SPARCL1
Product: SPARC like 1
Biological process (GO): anatomical structure development; signal transduction
Molecular function (GO): collagen binding; extracellular matrix binding; calcium ion binding
Source: RefSeq, a predicted model, not a curated record